Molecule: messenger RNA, 1089 nt
Organism: Haliotis rufescens (red abalone)
Lineage: Eukaryota; Metazoa; Mollusca; Gastropoda; Lepetellida; Haliotidae
Exons: 2
Coding region: 475-1089 (204 amino acids)
Biological process (GO): DNA integration; DNA recombination
Molecular function (GO): DNA binding
Source: RefSeq, a predicted model, not a curated record
GGAGAGGAAAUGUAAGACCGAGGGCGAAGCCCCGAGGUCUUACAUUUCCGACCCCUGAUCGCCGAGUGUUUUACAUCCCCAAGCAUAACCGAAGAGGAGUGUUUUAUCUAGCUUAGAAACCGUGGGGAAACUUCUUUUUUUUUGCAAUAAAAUGCCAAAAUUUGCCUUAUAUUGUCCUGAAAAAGUCGAGUGUAUGAGAACUACGUUUUGAUUCGCUGUAAUGACGUCAGAUCAUGCAUGUGCCAAUUAUCACGUACUGCACGUGCAGAUUGUUGGUACUUGAGCGAUGUUUUACAAUUGUCAUGUGACGUGACUAGGACGUAACCAAACAUAUCCUAGCUGACCGGAUCAUCACGUACUGCACGUGCAGAUUGCCGAUACUUGUGAGAGGUUUUACAAUUGUCAUUUCACGUGACCAGCUUUUUUUAAACGUGCGCAUUCACACAGUAACCACACACUUUUACCGUGAACACGAUGAGCGACGAGGACAUCUUUCUAACCCAUGCUCAGAAAAUGGACGCUUUCUACUACUCACCAUUAUUAGUGAAACCCAAGGCAGACAGAUGGUUCAGCAAUUUCCCGAUAGGACACAACACGCUUCAAGGCAUAAUCAAGCGACUGUGUCGGAAUGCAGGAAUCGAGGGAAAGCGAACAAAUCACUCUCUCAGGGCAACAUCCGCCACCAGGCUAUACAGAGCCAACGUUGAUGGGCAACUUAUUUGCGAGCAGACAGGCCAUCGAAGCGAAACUGUGCGCACUUAUAAACGGACAUCCGAAGAUCAGAAACUGCUGGUGUCGGACAUCAUCUAUGGUGGGGGAAAGCAGAAAAAGUCUGUUACUGCCACUGCCACGAGACCAUCUCCAGAUGAUGCUACUGCGCCGCCGUCAAUUGCUACUGCUACUGCUAUCCCGUCAUCUGCAGCACCGCCACCAGCCGUUUCCAGUGAAAUUGUCUCUGAUCACGACUUGCGAGAGAAAACCAAAAAGAGACGCUUCGCGGAAUAUUUGUGUCACAUUCAACUUCAGCUGAACUGUAAACGGCAUGGUUUAUGGCAUCUCAGAAUAAAUAUUGAAACAUGUGUGUGUUGA